AUGAGCAAAGGCGCCAUAAUCGGCGCGUCGACCGUCCUGGCGGUGGCGGUCGUCGCCGCCGUCUGCGUCGUGUCCUUCAAAGAAGCUAAAAAUGAGGAGGACAGCACGGAGCUGGCGACGUCGGUGAAGUCGAUCAAGUCCUUCUGCCAGCCCGUGGACUACAAGGUGGCGUGCGAGAAGACGCUGGAGGAGACGGCCGGCAAUGCGACGACCACCACGGAGCUGGCCAAGGCCAUCUUCAAGGCCACCUCGGAGCGGAUCGAGAAGGCCGUGCAGGAGUCCAGCCUGCUCAACGAGCUCAAACACGACCCUCGCACGUCGGGCGCGCUCAAGAACUGCAAGGAGAUGCUCCACUACGCCAUCGACGACCUCAAGACCACCUUCGACCAGCUCGGCGGCUUCGAGAUGACCAACUUCAAGCACGCCAUGGACGACCUCAAGACGUGGCUCACCUCCGCGCUCACGUACCAGGAGACCUGCCUUGACGGCUUCGCCAACACCACGACGGACGCCUCCGCCAAGAUGCGCAAGGCGCUUAACGUCUCCCAGGAGCUGACGGAGAACAUCCUGUCCAUCGUGGACGAGUUCGGGGACACCAUCGCCAACCUGGACCUGUCCAUCUUCAGCCGGCGGCUGCUCGGGCACGACGGCGCGCCCAGGUGGAUGUCGGACGCCAAGCGGAGGCUGCUGGAGGCCUCUCCCAGCGAGCCCGACUUCAAGCCGGACAUGACGGUGGCGGCGGACGGCAGCGGCGACUACAAGACCAUCAACGAGGCGCUGGCCAAGGUGCCGCUCAAGAGCGAGGACACGUACGUGAUGCACGUCAAGGAGGGCACGUACAAGGAGUACGUCUCCGUGGCGCGCAACGUGACGAACCUCGUCAUGAUCGGCGACGGGGUCGGCAAGACGGUCAUCACGGGGGACAAGAACUUCAUGAUGAACAUCACCACCAAGGACACGGCCACCAUGGAGGCGAUCGGCAACGGCUUCUUCAUGCGCGGGAUCACGGUGGAGAACACGGCGGGCGCCAAGAACCACCAGGCCGUGGCGCUGAGGGUGCAGAGCGACCAGUCGGUGUUCUACGAGUGCCAGUUCGACGGGUACCAGGACACGCUCUACACGCACACCAGCCGGCAGUACUACCGCGACUGCACCGUGAGCGGCACCAUCGACUUCAUCUUCGGCAACGCGCAGGUGGUGUUCCAGAACUGCGUCCUCCAGGUGCGCAGGUGCAUGGAGAACCAGCAGAACAUCAUCACGGCGCAGGGGCGCAAGGAGAGGCACUCGGCCGGCGGCAUCGUCAUCCACAACUGCACCAUCGAGCCGCACCCGGAGUUCAAGGACCACAUCGGCAGGCUCCGGACGUUCCUGGGGCGGCCGUGGAAGGAGCACUCCCGCACCCUCUACAUCCAGUCCGAGAUCGGCGAGCUCAUCGACCCGCAGGGGUGGCUGCCGUGGCUCGGCGACUUCGCGCUCAGCACCUGCUACUACGCCGAGGUGGACAACCGGGGGCCGGGGGCCGACAUGAGCAACCGCGUCACGUGGAAGGGCGUCAAGCACGUGACCUACCGGCAGGCGGAAGAGAAGUACACCGUGGAGAGGUUCAUCCAGGGGAAGCUCUGGAUCUCCAAGUACGGCGUGCCAUUCAUCCCGGGGUUGCUGCCGCAGGAGCAGGCCGCCCACACUGACACUGAGCGAAGCUAGCGUUCGUCCGGGGUCGAGGAAGAUGGAUUGUGGACAAGGGUUGUUCAUUUUAUGGAU
This is a messenger RNA of Triticum urartu, 1761 nucleotides long. The record is from RefSeq and is a predicted model, not a curated record. NCBI's taxonomy places the organism in Eukaryota, Viridiplantae, Streptophyta, Magnoliopsida, Poales, Poaceae.